Molecule: messenger RNA, 453 nt
Organism: Prunus armeniaca (apricot)
Lineage: Eukaryota; Viridiplantae; Streptophyta; Magnoliopsida; Rosales; Rosaceae
Source: the annotation of a GenBank genome assembly
AUGACUUUCAAAGCUUUCAUUUUGCUGGGCCUUCUGUUUGGCUCUGUUGUUCUCAUCUCUUCCACUGUCGCAGAUGAGACAUCCAAAGAUGAGAAGAAAGUGGAUGAGGCGCAGGAAGCGAACCCUGUAGAGGACGCAAGACAAUAUUGCGGGUGUUGCAUUCGUUUUGGCAUAUAUAGAUGCGGCCUACGAUGUUGUCGGCGACCCGAACCUGAGGAUCAGCCUCAAGAAGUAGGCGAUAGCCUUGAAACGAACCAGCCUGACGGAUAUGGAUAUGGAGGGGGUGGCUACAAAGGAGGCCGUGGUGGGAGCUAUGGAGGAGGGGACCGUGGUGGGGGCUAUGGAGGAGGAGGCCGUGGAGGCGGCGGCUAUGGAGGAGGUGGCCGCGGUGGAUAUGAUGGUGGUGGCGGUGGCGGAGGAACUGAAAGGCCCGGAGCUAAACCCACUAUAUGA